Molecule: messenger RNA, 13460 nt
Organism: Spodoptera frugiperda (fall armyworm)
Lineage: Eukaryota; Metazoa; Arthropoda; Insecta; Lepidoptera; Noctuidae
Gene: CAP
Product: sorbin and SH3 domain-containing protein 1
Exons: 22
Coding region: 445-11631 (3728 amino acids)
Molecular function (GO): protein binding
Source: RefSeq, a predicted model, not a curated record
UAAUACAGUCGGACAGUAUUGGUAGCGGGCGGCGGCGAGCCGGCUCCCUUCGCUGUGUAGAGUCGCGCGCGCACCACGAGCGUACACGUCUCCGCGUAAAAAUAAAGUCCACGGCCCGCGCUCUCGCACUUCAACCCAUUUAUAAUUAUCAGUAAAUCGCCGUGCGAGUGCAUGACUGCCGCGGCCGGCGACCGCUCGCCGAAAAGAAAAUCACAUUCGUUAACCUCGAACCCGAAUCUCACGUUGCUCUACACCGAGCCCUUGUUUCACAUACGAACGACGCGAAAUCCCUAAAUACGUUUAGACGAAUAUCGACGGAAUCGUCACUCCUACGCAAUAGAUACCGGUGUCGCGAGACGCGUGGAGCCGUCUGUGAAUGGAUCGUGUGUGUUGUGUGAUAAAGAUUAUGUUGUGCUAGUGAUAACAGUGUAGCGAUUUUUAAACAUGCCUGAAAGACCGAAGCGCCGUAAAAAUAAUAAAAACAAACGUAAAAAUAAAAACAAUAAGCCCGAAGUGAUUAAAAAUAAUAGUGAUGAAAAGAAAUUGGACAGUGGUGAAUCGUGUAAUAGUAAAACCGAUAGCAAAGAAGAUUUAGUCGAAAAUGAGUCGGUUGUUUCGGAGGAAAUUAAGCAGGAAAUUUUACAACCAUCGAUUGAAAAUGAAAUCGCGUCAGGUAGUACUUCAAGUGAUGUAGUUAAUUUGAAUGGUGAUUUAAAUAAUAACAGUGAUGAAAUCGUUGAAAAUGUGCCGCCCUCACCAACAGACAAAUGCGUUGUUGUUGAUACCGUAGACGCUUCAGCUUACGUUGUAGAAGCUCCUGGCCAAUCCCGUCAUGGUAAAAGUAAGGUCAAAUUAUCAAGCAAAAGUAAAAGUUUAGAUGAUGAUGAGGCUACUAAAAUUAUUGAUGUUACCGAAGAUGUUACAGCUGAGCCCUCAAAUGAAAAUGCAUUGGCUUUAAUAGAUACUCAAAAUGUAAUAGUCACUCAUGUUGAUUCUGAUGUAGAAUGGGAGAAUGCUGCAGAACUUAACGAAGUUGAUGUAAAACAACCGAAAGAACUUGUUACGGGAACUUUAUCAGUUACCUCAAUCCCUCUUACUGUGGCGCAAUGUGAACAAACAAAAUCUUUGACACCUGAUGAAGAAAAAUCUUUGAGAAAUUAUUUGAAUACUCUUAACUUAGCAACCCAACCAGAUGGUGUUAACUCUGUAGAAAUAAAAACUGAAAUCGAAGAAAUAAUAAAUCAAGAAAUUAAACACAGGUUACGCAAAAAAGCAAUGGCUGAUGACUUUUUCCUACACAGGUUAGGCCCUCCAAGAAUGUUGGACGUUAUUGAUGAAGAAGGUAGUAGUGGAUCAUCUAUGACCUCGAGACGUCAAUCUUAUCUUAGUGACAAAAGGAGUGAUGUUGAGGAUCUGGAAGACGAUGUCUUUGAAGACAAUAAAAACAAAUUAACUAAACAGAAGAAAAUGAUGUCUACUGCUGUUCACAAGAAAUCUUUUGGAAAACUAGUACCUCAAGAGUGUCUCUUAGUAGGUGCUAAAAUUAAAGAACCUGAAGUAAGUGAAGCCAGAGGUGAUUGGACUAUGAAAACUGUUGAGAAAAUGACUGGUGCUGAGGUUGUUUACUUAACAGAUACAUCCAGUAGUACAAGUUCGCUUCACGAAAUUGGUGAGGAUGAUGAUGAUGGUGUUGAUACUGAUGCAUCAGUACGUAUGAUUACACCAACAAUAGAAGUUACCGACACAGAAAAUUUCCUUAAGAAAACAUUUAUUUCAAACACUGAUAACAAUAAACAAGAUACCAACACUGGGAAAACAAUAGAAAUACCUAUUCAAAUUAUCCCUAAUGAAAAGGUUAGUGAUGAGAUAGAAAAGAAAAAUACAAAUGCCGAGCGUAUAAUAAAGGUACAAGUAGAAAAUGACACAAGUGUAAAUAUAGAAAAAAUUGUACCUGAAAAAAGGACUACCGAAAGAAUUGUAGAAGUUACUUAUGAUAAGGAAAUAAAAGAAAACUCCCAACAACUUGUUCGUAAUGAAACAAAAUCUAAUGAACACAUAAUAAAAGUAGCCUUGGAACAAGAUGCCAAGAAAAAUGACGUAGAAGUUAUUACUAGUACAAAUAAAACAGACAAUGAUCGUAACUUAAGGCUAGAAAGUGAAAAGACUUCUGAACAAAGUAAGAAUAUUGUAGAAAAUAUAUCUAGUCAAAAUUCCCAUGAAAUCGUAGUUUUAUCAACGGAUAAUAUUAAAACUAACUUAUACGUCAAAGACAUCGAAGAGCCUAUAAAUAAAGAUGAUAACAAAAUGCAAGCAAAGCAAAACAAAUACGAGUUAGAAUCGAAACUCAUAAAAUGCGAAUUUAAUGAUGCAAUAAAUAACUUGAUUAAGGAAGUGGUUUCUGAAUCGGAGGAAACAAAUGAGAAUGCAAAAGAAACAUUUUCACGCCAGGAUUCCUCGAGCAGUGUGGACUCCUCUCAAUGCACGGCAAAAUAUAACCCUAAUUAUUCUUCCCUAAAUGACAUUGUUAGCAUGACGCAUGAUGAAACUACCACGAAUAACAAGACAAACACAGAACAAGUGUCUUCAACUGCCAGUCAUGUCAAAGAUGUAUUUGAAUGUGUUACAGGAGCCCCACGUCAAAAUAAGACCAUAGCUGACGAUGACACAAAAGAACCAUUAAAAUUGAGAGAUUUAUGUGUCAGAAACAUAGCCACAUUGCCUUAUGGGAAGAAAAUACUUGAAGAAUUAGCAUCUGUAUCCGAACGUUUACAGAAUAUUGCACUUUACGGAGCUCCGGCAAACGUAAUAGAUAAAAAACCAGACACUGACAAGAUGCCACAUUAUCGGUUACCUGACGUGUCAUCAAUUGACACGAUAACUAUACCAGUUAAAACAAAAGAUCCCGUACCUCCACCUGUUAAACCUCGUCGGUCCUCAUUAAGGAAAACGUCUCAAGAAGAAGAACACUGGACUGGUGUACCUACAAAAACGGAACCAGUGUACGUUUGUCUUUCCCCUUCACAAAAAAUGUUAAUGGAAAAAACGAAUACUGUGAUAACGAAAGAUGAAGCAAGCCAUCUUGUUGACAUGCACAGAAAAUUCGUCGAUCGUCGUGGUUAUAAUGAACAAUACAAAAGUGAUAAGGAGAGAGAAGAAAGUGAUGUCGAUAGUACCCCAGUUAUACCAUUUAAAUCUCAGACUGGAAGCCGCUUGUUGGCUUUGAUUCGCGAUCCUACUCUCACGAAUAAUAUCAACUCUCUGAACCAAAGAUUAAACAGCAGCACAGACGAUAUUCAAAGGAAACGUACUACUACGACAUCUACGACAUUCAUGAAAAGUAAUCAUGACCGAUUUGCAAACAGAGACUUCUCAUUCAAGCCAAUUCCACCUCCACGACCUAAAAAGUAUUCCUCAUCAUUUUAUGAAAGUGACGAAAGUUCUGAUUUUACUGAUAGCUCCAUGCGGUCAAUGAAGAGUGAAAGAAAAUUCUUCCAUUACUCUACUGGAAACUUGAAUAAAGAAAUUGAGAGUGAUGUCUCUUCGAUACAAAAUAUGCAUCGUUUCUUUACCGACAAAAGAGACGAGAUAAACGACUAUAAAAGUCCGAGAAGACCUUCACUCCCGAAAGAUUUAUGUGAACAACAAAUGGAAUACAUCCGUAAAAAAGAAAAGGAAGUUGAAGCUGAAAUACAACGUCUUGAAGCAUUAAAAAGUAAUAUUCCUCAGAUGCAAAAAUCACCUGGGCCUAGAGCACCUUUGAUAUCAGAAAAGGAAGUUAUUGAUGAAAGAAUAAAAGAUUCAAAUAACUAUUCUAUAUCGCGUAAAAAAGAUGUAGUUAUGACAUCCCAUGGAUCUGAACCUAAGAAAGGAAAGUUGUCUUCGGUAUUCAGCAGUAGCCAGGAAGAAUUACUUCGCGAAAAAAUGUACUCAGAAUACGUAUCUCAAAUGGCAGAACGUGAGGAAAGACGGCAACAUAAAGUCAUUAAAAUCACCAAUACUCCAUCUUCUACUAAUCACAUAACGGUUUCCAAAAGCAUGCCAGCUCUUGAUAUUCUUGACGCUAAAGUCAACAAUAGAAUCGAAAAAGAGUUUAUAUCUAAAGCUAGGGAACGGUGGGAUAAACUAGGUAUCAAAGACCCCGAAACUGAAGACGAACGCGAAUCUAACAACGUGUACAAAGAGCCUAAAGUGAUAGAACAUAAAAUUAAAGUGAUCGAAGGUGGUGAGGAGAAGGACGUUAAAAAGUUACCGAGUCACCUGCAAGAGUUUGUGCGGUUUACGGCUAAAGACAGUGAAAAGAGCACGAGCAGCGCUGACACUGUCAUGAUCGCACCGACCUUCAAAGCGCGCUCGACCUCUCCAGCUAUUUGGAGGCCGGGCGCGCCGCCCCCGGUAGCUGGCACUCCCGCGCGGAGCCCGGGCGUUCCGCCACCACCACCGCCGCCGCCCGUGUGGACGCCGGGCAGCGCGGGCGCUUCGCCCCAAACACCGCGCAAGACCUUCAGGCCAGUGCACUUCGAAGAAACGCCACCCGCCCGCCGUAAAUUCCCGAACUCAGAACAGAACGGCGCCACAAGUGGAUCGGAGAGCGAGGGUCGGCUGAGGACGUCUCACAGUGCGCCUGUCACCGGCCUCAGCAACCUGGGUGGCUCCAACUUCGGCAGCCGGCUACCUAAGGCACAGAACCCCACUGUCACACUGCUGCAGAAGGCACGAGAAGGGCAGAUUUCCCGUGGCUCCAACUACAUCCAGCAGGAGCGAGACGCGGCGAGACUGCCGCGUGACCGUCCAUCUCCACCAAGAGGCGAUCCAGUUCAUGCUCUUCGAAAAGAAUACGCGAGCGAAGGCGAGGCCGACAGAAGCGAUUACGAACGCGGGGGGAUCCGGAAGAUGGCGGAUGCCCAAAGAAAAGUAGAAGGAAUCGGACCCAUCACCAAAGACGGAAUGCCAGUCGCACUUAGAUCUGAAGUCAAAGACCCCUCGAGGUGGUACAAAAAGAUGUACGACACCAUACACAAAAACAAAUACGACGACGAUUAUGUGACUAUUCGAUACAAAAGUCGUCGAGGGCAACCACCAGAAAGGGUGCUCAGCAACAAAUCCCAGUACGCAUACUUUGACCCCCGCUCCGGUUACCUAAGUGAGCCGGAGGGAGGUCUGAGUAGACUGGGCAGCAGCACGUGGAGCGAUGCUUAUGACAGCGACGUGACCACUGGCCCUCGAAGACGGACUGCUUCAGUGCAGGAAGAUAGAAGAUUCAAUGAUGUUAACUCACAGUAUUCGUCUAGUACUAAUAAAUAUAGCACAUUAGCAUCAGCGAGAGCAAGCCAAGAAGUGUACAAGAACCAGCCAGGAAGAAUAGAGAACUACGUACCAGGAAAGUCGUCAGUCGUAGACAAAGAAGCGAAACAGCAAAACAUUUCAAGUACGACAUCUUUGCCACAAUCAUCACCGAAGGAGAAAAAGGAUUUAACAGCUACGAUCCUGUCUAAAUCGAAUAUGGCAAGGGCUCUUAAAGAAUCGGGGUACGAAUCCGACUCCACGUUAGUUUUCCGUCGUCGUGAGGAUACGGAGGCGCCUUUGUCACCAGCAGAGAGGAGAGCUGCCUAUAGAGACCUGCAGGCUGGUGGGGAACCUCCUCUCAGAGGGUUCAGGUCUCCAGCACCACCUCGACAAGACGAAUCAGAAAUCGAAUAUAUUCCGAUUUCUUCAACACUGACGAAGAUAAGAGUUCAUAAGAAAACGCCAAAGGUACACGAAGUCAUUUGCUACCCAGUGACAAGUAUCGAAACGGGAGAACAAGUAAAGUUCAAAAGGGUCGCUCCUUCUUUCCUGAGCAUUGAUGUACCAAGUAAAAUAUCUGACUAUCCACCUGCUCCUCCUAGAAGGAUUUCAUCUAAGAACAGUCGAACUCUAAAGCUGGUGACUUCGACAAGACCUGUUUCCACUUCACCAAAGCGGACAACAUCGUAUUCACAAUCCAACGUCGAUUUCCUGAAGGAUAAAAUAAACCACAAACUUUCUCGACAAAACACACAAAUACUUAGCAAGUCUGGAUCGUCAGUUGAGAAAAAAUGUGUAACACUCGAACAAAAAUUACCGAAAUCUAGAAUUAUGUCAACAUCCGCACCACCAGCCAUCAACAGAAAGUAUAAUUCAACAAUUAACUUAAAAAGCUCAAUGAAAUCUUCAGUUAGUGAAGCUAGGAGUGGUACAAGUAGUUUUGGCUCUUCUCGCCGAAUUCUGCUACCCACAGAAUAUUCGAACUCUGUUCACAGCAAAUAUGGCGAACCACACUCAUCCGUGAUUAUAGAAGGAGGAGCCGGUCGUAAAACACCAAUAUCGAAUAUACUGGACAAAGUUACUUCUCUUGAUAAAUUGUGGAGUGCCGAAAAAAGAAAUGAGCGCAUUGAUGUAACAAAAAUACGAGCUAAAUCUCUGUCUAAAGACAGUACACAUAGGCCUAUUAUAAAAUCAACCAUAACUCCAAGCACCAAAUCUUCUUCACCAACUAGUACUCAUAAGAGUAGAGAUAUGAUUCGUACCGCUGAAAAAGUACAAAAACUCAAAAUAUCAAAACAACACACAAAGUCAAAUCCUUGUUUAUCCAUUAAAAAUGAGCCGAAAGUACUAAAACCUAGUUCCCUGCAAUCGUCAUCAAGCAUUUCAAAAUCCACUUCAAAUAUUUCAACUGGAUUAAAAAAACCCAAUCAAGUGAAAACAGCAGUAGUAACAAACUUAAAAAAGAAAAAAUCUUUAGAGAGUGUAAUUGUCAGACCUCGAAGCGUACCCUGCCACGAAGCAUGUAGUAAGAAAGCUAAAGAUCCUAAAACUGUGAAGAAAUCACCCAAACCUAAAAGUAGUAAAAAGUCUACUACGAAAUCAAACGAUGAUUCUGAAUCUGGUAGUCAGUUUGGCGACACUUCGAACGAAAUUUCCAAUUUCGGCUCUUUUGAAAAUUUAGGACCAAGACGAAUCAGUUCUAAAGAAAUAAAAAAAUCACAUGAUGCUGUUGUGUCAGAUUCGUUUUUUCAACAUUUAUUUCUGGGAAGAGCUUCGACUCCAACUUUAGUAUAUCCGAUGUUAGAACAAAAUACUACAGUGUUGCAAAAAGCAAGAAUGUUUCAAUCUCUUCCUCAAGACACUACUUCCCCAAAGUCCCUUAAUACAUAUUUAAUACAUAGAAAACCAGUAUCGUUAUCCCGUUUCAAAAUGUGGGAUAGAUAUCCCAGUCCAUCUCGAGCCCGUAGUCCUAGAUCCAUAUCUUGGCCCGGCAGAAUGCAUGAUGAAAUACGCAAAUUUGACAGUCUGUCUAAAUGUGAUGAUUUUGGAUCAACUUCGUCUUUAGCGACAGUCAGAAGUAAAAGCGAACCACCUUGUAAUAAAAUGUAUUUUUCUCAAACAUCUCGUCCAAAAUCACCUACAGUUGUGUUUUAUAAAAAGGAAAAGCCAAAAGAGAUUGUGGUUAGGAAUACUACAUCGCCAUCUAGAUUGGUUUUCACGCAGACCAGAAGGCCUGUUUCUCCCAAAAUUAUACAUAAACGUGAAGUAUCUCCCCUACAAAUGAAACGUAAAUCUGUAUCACCAUCAAAAAUUGUGUUCACUGAGACUGUUCGUCCGAUAUCUCCAGUAAUUACUAGACGGUCUCCUCGUUUAGAAAACCUUGAUGUCAAAUCUGAUAAUGAUAAAUAUCCUUCAACAAUAUUCUUUUCUCAAACUUCGAGACCCGUAUCCCCAAAGGUUACAAGAAAAAGUACCGCAGCAAGUGUCAGUAGGAGUCAUUCUACAUCUCCUGUUUCCAUACGAUCUCCAUCCUACCGGCGCAUACAUAGCGCCCGUCUGCAAAACAGUAAGCAAUAUGCUGAUACAGUCCCUAAAAGUGUAUUUCGUACCAGAAGUGCUGGUGAUGCUGAGAGAAAAAUUCUCUCAGAUAACCUUCCCAUGAAAACAAAAAGUGAUUCUAAUUUAUAUGCCACUGACCCAGAUUACGAUGAAUACUGUCGUGACAUGCAAAACACAAAAAUGAGGUCAGAACGCUUCAGGGAAUUAAAUAGGUACUAUACGUACUUGGAAAGGGUUGCUGAAUUAGAAAAGGCUACAUCUACUAGUGAUUUACGUCACAGAAGAAAAGAUGAAGAAAUAAUUGACUUUGAUCGUUGGAAGAAAAUAAGAGCCAUAGAGAGGGCUGAAGAAGAAUUAAACAACUUAUACCGUAAGUUGAAAAUAGCUCAAACGGAAAAAGAUGUUUUGUUUUAUCCACGAGAUUUAAAAGAUUUUCGCUGGAAUUAUGACUCAGAUAGGGGUUUACGAAUAAAGGAAAAAUCUGUAGAAGACUUAAAAGAUCAUUUUCAACAGAUACCUCAAUAUGAUUCGAUGGAAUUAGAGCAACCCCAAUCUAGAGACACUUAUAAGCCUUUGUGGCGUGGAACAAGCGUAGCUGAAACAGCUUUUUAUAUUAAUAAAAAGAACGAUAAUGACAGACUAGAACAGCGAAUCACUGUAAAGCCUACGGUUACUUUACAACAAGAAACUUCGUUAAAUGACCUUCGAAAGAAAAUAGGUCUGGGUAGUCGGUUAUGGAGCAGUCUAUCUAUGGAGCAAGUAAAUGCUCUCAAAAAUCAGCUAAAUGCAAUAUACAGCAAAGAACUGGAAUCAAAAUCUAAUAAAGAGGCGGAUAUGAAAUAUACUAUUGACGUAAAGGAAGAUAAAAUAGAGGCAACUCCAUCAUUACAUGUUAGAUGUAAUUCAUUGAUUACAUCCAAUUACAACGCAGACAGAGAAAAACCAGCGAAACUAACUAAAUCUGAUUCUAUAGCUGCAAUUUCUUGUCCAAUCACAUCGGUGAAGGAAUUAAAAAAUAAUGUCAACAAGAUUCAAAUGACUCUUAGCGAAAAUGAAAAAAGGAAGAUUUCACAAACAUUAAGUAAAGAGAUUUUAAACAGAAUAAACAAAUUCGACACUCCGACACAACCACCACUGUCUCUAAAAGAAGAAAUUGAAAAUUCUGAAAUCAAAGAACAGUUAAUAGCUGAAAGUAAAGAUGUUCAAAAAAACUCAGAGAAUAAUCUGAAACAAGAAAGUAUUAAUAAUGCUGAAAAUGAUCAAAAGCGACAUGUCAUUUAUCCCAAAGAGAAAACAGAAACACCGUGUCAGUCUUCAGCCAGCGAAACUGAGACUGCUAGUUCAGACAUUUCCAAUAAAACCGUAAUAUACCGUGGUCCCAGCAAGGAAGUGCAAAAAAAGGUUCAAUAUUUCGAAUCUGUGAAAAAUACAGCUGAACAAACGAAAACUAUCUAUCAUGCUAGGGAAAGCUCUGAUGAAAAAGAAAAAGAAAAUCAAGAUCAAUCAAGUUCUAACAUAGCAGUGGUGGUCAAGGAAGUUGUUUCAAAUAUAAACGAAGCCAAAAUUAACGAGCCCCCAAAAAACCAGAUGGUGCAGUCACAAUCUUGUACAAAUUUUAAGGAGCUUUUUGGCGAAAGCGAAAAGAGUAAGUUUCUAUCACUUCCUUUGAAACCCGAUCUACAUUCUAGGUCAGCUUCACCUCAUUCUGAAUUAUACGCUGACAGACGGACGCCUGACACGCUACGUUGUUCAAGCGAUGAGACAAUCUGGCGCAGUCGGAGCCCGUCACCCGACCCGGAGAGGUAUUGGCGCGCGUAUCUCAACCUGGCGCGAGCCGGUGAAGUGCGCCGCUUGGCCCGGCGCUUCGACUCGCCUGCGGCAGUCGGCGCCGUGCUGCGACGGUAUCGCAGUGAUCCCGAACUUGCACGGAACGCAUUCAUUACCAGCUGGUCCUCCUUCGAAAAACUAUCCUCACGACGGGACAAGUCUAGAAUAGCCCUUCCCGUGGCUCGAGUACCCUUAAGAUCGACCAAUCGUUAUAUGCCCCACAUUGAUAUAAUAUCCAAGUUAGCAGCUCUCCGUAGACGCACCACUCCUCGAUCUAGAUCUGCUGAAGAAGCGUCAGAAUGUCGACAGGGAGAAGUGGACCGUAUACGUCGAAGGUUCGAGACAAUGUCGUUACUAGGACAGAUAUACGCUUCCGCUCCUGACGUAAGUGAGCUGCACGACAUAGCUCCAUACUUAGCGGGCUCGUGGAUAGCGCACCGUUACCCAAAGCGUAGUGAUAACAACAGAUCCAUAGAGGAUCCAAAUGUUUUAGUCCGCGGACACACUUCUCCUGUAAAAAAAGAAACAAAGCGAAUAAAACCUAAAGAAUCCAUUAAAUUGAGUUCCAUUCUAAAAAGCGACACAUUUGCGAAGCAAGAAUUUAAUCCGGCGGCACACCGCCCGGCGAGCCGGUAUGAACCGCCCCGGGCUCCGCCUCGCCCGCCGCCCGCUUCAUGGCCCUACAGGCUCUCGCCCUUCGUCACGCCAUCAAGACAUACCGUCACAUUCCAAGAGAACGACUCGGCACCGGAGCCUCCACGCAGAACCUCGCACGGGAGCUACUCAGACACAGAAUCCCCUCGGCGCUACGUGGAGAGUGACGUGAACAUCCACUACAGAUGUCCGGUGCGACACGAUCCCCUGCCUCUCGUGCCGGAGAGGGAGCUGGCGCGCCAGCAGGCCGAGCACAUGAAGAGAUUGUACAGAGAACAGAAGAGGAACAAAUACUUACAGGAAAACGAAAUACAUCCCGCUGAUAUAGAAGCAUUCGAUGCCUCAAUGAAGGAGCUACAAGACAUGCAGAACCGCCGUCACCAGGAUAACUUCACGCCUUCACAGAAGAACAUUCUUCCGCUAAACAGAUACGAUGAAGCUGAGAAAGUGAUUGCCAAGGCGUUGUACACAUUCAAUGGACAGACAGCCAGAGAACUCAGCUUUAGGAAAGGAGAACUCAUUCACGUGAGGAGACAGAUCGACAACAACUGGUACGAAGGAGAACUCCACGGGAGAAUAGGCCUGUUCCCUUACAAUUACGUCGAGAUACAAAAAGGCGAUGUAGUACAAACUCCUAAAAAGCCAGCGGUAGUCGAGGGUCGAGCUCGAGCGAAGUUCGAUUUCACCGCGCAAACGAACUUGGAACUGCCUCUGAAGAAGGGAGAAGUGGUUGUGCUGACGAGACGCAUCGAUCAGAACUGGUGGGAAGGAAGAAACGGCUCCAAGACGGGAAUCUUCCCUGACAGCUACGUGACUGUGCUACAGGAACCUAGCCCUAAUAAACCUGAUCCCCAGCCAAUCCUGAACAGCGACAAGCCAGUGGCAUCUCCGGCAGCUCACGGUCUACUCAAUGGGUCAGCUAAACGCAGCAUGGGCUCCCACAGUUACACUCCUCAACCGAACAGUCCCGCGCUCUCCAAUGCACCACCCGCCACGCAGCCACUUCCAGGUCACGUCGCGAAACCUGCGCAGGCGACGCUGACGCCAUCGGAGCGCGGCUACGGGCCGCCGACGGGCGCGGGCGUUGACCUCAAUAACACGGAGCCCUUGUAUGUGGACACCAAUGCGGAGGCCAUACCAUACCGCGCCAUGUACAAGUACCGACCACAGAAUCCUGACGAGCUGGAGCUGAACGAGGGCGACACGGUGUACGUCCUGGAGAAAUGUGACGACGGCUGGUACGUCGGCUCCAGCCAGCGCACUGGACGCUUCGGAACCUUCCCAGGAAACUACGUGGAGCGCAUCUGAUAGCGCGAGACAUCGCUGUUGCGGCGCCUGCGCCGCGCCACGCUGUGCGCGCGCCGCCCGCGAUAACACUGCACGCCACACGUAUUCACUGACCAUACUGCGUUGGAUAGACAUUAUCAAACACGGAGUAGUCUCUAAAUACAAUGCUAAAGGACUUACCAACGAGUGAAUUGUAACCCACAAACCUCUCCCACCUAGUACUCCAUUCGUUCACUACUCCGUGGCCCGAUACUUAGCCAGUGAAUAUGUACAUGAACAUUCGAGUGUUACGAAACAAACAAAAAGUUCGUCACCUAAAGCGGUGUGAGUUUGUAACCAAUAUCCUAAAGUACCCCGAUCUACCUUCUAUAACAAUAUACCUAAUACAUAUGUAAACCACGCCCUCGACUACGUAUCCUUCCCCACGAACGGUGGAGGUCAUAUAUUAAGUGUAAGCUCCGAUUUAUGUUAAAUGUAACCCAUAAUGUACCUUAGAGUCUAUCGUCAAAUGAUACCAAAAUUACGCCAUGACUUUUUAUAAUAUUUUGUACAAAGGAUGUAAGCUAAUUAAGCGUCCCGUCACCCGCGGGAGUCGGCCUUCGGUGGAACUAGUAGCUGACCAAAGCGUACCAAUGUACGGCAUUAGUACUACAUUCAAGCCUAACAUACUAACAGUAGAACGUAUGAAUGUAUCGGUGUACCUAUAUUCUCGCUUCUGUCAUCCGUGGACUAGAGUAUCUAACCGCGUCACAUCAAUGUAAUCUAUCCAAAGUUGUUUUAUGCGUCCCAAAGAGUAUGUUUAUCUGAUAAUUACGAUGUUGUAUAAUUGUAAAAAAAUAAUAAAAAUACUUAUAUACUUGUAAAAUUGUUUAGCGUAGUAUUUAUUUAUAACUUAGGAGUGACUUGUUUGGGCUCGUCUUUUAAAAGUGAUAUUUUAAAAGGUCGAAGCUGGAUUACUAAUUCUAAAAUACUAACCGAUUUAUAUACAUCAAUACAUGGACUACAUAUCUGCAAAAGUCAAACUUUGAAUUGGUAGUUAUAGUUAAAUUCAGGAGGUAACAAAGUUUCGACGUUUUGUAAGCAUUGGCGUCAAUUGUACCCAUAGGUAAAGAAUAAUGGACUCGUAAUGUAUGGGUGUUAGUUACCACAUAUAUACCUAUUAUAUAAUACUCAAGACUAUGCAAUGGUUAGUAUAUAUAGGGCGAGUAAUUAUUUGGCAACGUUUGACAAUAUUGUAUGCUUAAUUUAAUAUAAGUUGUAUCGAUAUUAAGAAAUACGCGUGCUAUGUAUAAACCAUGGUGUCAUGUGUUCAGACAUCUAUAUACUUCAUUUUUAUAUAACUUUCUAUCAAAAGUAUUAACUGUUUUCUAAAUAAUGUCUAGUCAUCGAUCAGAUUCGAAAUAUAUUUUUGCGAUGUUCGUAAUUGUUUGGUCCUAUAUCAUGUUUUCAUCUUGUUUUAAUUUGUGAAGUCCUGAGUAGACGGGAGACAAAAUUGUUAUCGAACAACUUUAUCACCAUCUUUGAAGAAUUAAGAUUUCAAGUACAAUGGUUUCUGUGUCUUAUAUUCACAGUGAAAAGUCUCUCGUUUGCACCGGACUGAAGGGAUAUACAAAAAUACAUGCAAAAUGUUUGUUACCAAAGUCCUAUCCCUCGCCCUAUGUCAAUGCUUCGUUUGUGUAGAUGCAAAUUAUUUCACAAUCCCCGUUAACCUAUUGUAUUGUUGUAUUUACUUUUGUUAAUUUAUUUUUAAAGCACAAAUGUUUUAUUUUGUUGUUGACUUCGACACACAAUAUAACAUUAACUGCUAUUGUUCGAUAUCAUCACAUCUAAUAAAAUAAUCUUUGUAUUUA